GGCGCAAGAAAGAAACAUGAAUGCGCUGGACGCCACUUCCCCAGCCACGCUCUCCGUGGACAAGAGGGCAAUCACAAAAGUGUCCCUCGUCAUCCUUCCUCUCGACAUUACCGGGAAGAAGCUGUGUCUGUACUUCCACAAGGAAGGGCCUCACCAGGGCAAGUAUCUCGGGGUGUGGGGCAGCGCAACCAAGGGCGAGACUGUCCUGCAGGCCGCACACCGCAUCCUGAAGGACGAGGCUUCGCUUGAGUCUGACGCAAUCGUGGUGGUUGGGAUGAACAGCUUCAUCCAGCCUGUGGAUGAUGAAGGGUCAGUGGAGGAGUGGCUGGAGUACUCAGUGGUCGCCAGGGGCGUCAGGGGCACACCAAAGUCGACGUCUGCACUGGAGCCAUCCUGGGUCGACGUCGAGGUGGGUGAGGCGACACAUCCCCAGUGGCCAUGGAGGAGGUACAUACGUGCGUGUGUCUCGUGGCAAUCAGGCCAUUCCCUACGACAAGAUGUGGGCUGACGACUUCCACUGGUUCCCGCCGGCUCUGCAGGGCACCCCGUUUGUCGCCGUGUGGCAGUUCGUCAACUCACAAGACAACAAGAUGGAGCAAUACGACAUCCGACACGUGGCACAAGAGGAGCUGCAGCGCCGGACUGCAGCAGCUGAGCAGCUCUUCCUGUAAGGGAGUGCGUUCGUGCGUGCAUGUGUGUG
Messenger RNA from Vitrella brassicaformis, 700 nucleotides. Lineage: Eukaryota; Vitrellaceae. The record is from the annotation of a GenBank genome assembly.